GUAGGGCUGAAAUGGUUGUUUCAAAGACCUAUUUCCUAAAGGUGAAGCUCUCUUAUAUUUCUAUCUUCUCUCUAUCUCUCUUGUUCUCGGUUAUAACCUAUACAUCCCUGCUCGAACAACAUCAGAGAGUGCGCCAUUCAAGAAAAAGCGCGGCCACCGAACAAUCCGAGACGUUCAAUUUCCUCGCAAAAGAAUCCGAUGGGACCACAACCCAUAUCAGCUUGGUGAACAUGGAAGAAGAAGAGGAAGGGAACGGUUGGAUCAAAUGGCAAGCUCUAGGCAAUACGACCACCAUACGUUUUGAUCGAGUGACCGAAGAUCUCAGGUGGGAGGACUUUUAUCCUGAAUGGAUUGAUGAGGACCAUAAAUUCAACGCACCCAAAUGCCCGAUCAUACCGAUGCCACGGUUCGAAGAGUUUGGAGCGUUCGAUGCCGUGAUCGCCCGUGUCCCAUGUGGUAGGGACCCGAAUAAGGGGGACAGGGAUGUGUUCAGGCUACAGGUCCAUUUGGUGGUUGCUAAUCUAGCAGUGAGGAGUAGCCGGGGAGAUGGACGGUCUGUGACCGUCGUGCUUGUGGGGUCAUGUGAGCCCAUGUGGGAGAUCUUUAGGUGUGACGAUCUUAUUAAACGUGAGGGAGAUUCAUGGGUUUAUAGACCCGAUUUGAAGAGACUGAAACAAAAGCUUCUCAUGCCCGUCGGAUCUUGUCAGUUGGCAGUGCCCGUCGUUAAACACGGCCAAGGAAAAAUCCAAUAUGAUUUCUCAAAAAUCCAGUACCCGCAGGAGCACCCAAGAGUUGCGUACGCAACUGUUCUCCAUUCAUCAGAGAGGUAUGUCUGUGGGGCCAUAGCACUAGCCCAAAGCAUAAUCCAGACCAACUCCACCAAAGAUCUGGUCCUUCUAGCCGAUAGAUCAAUAACCAAGAAAAGCAGGUGGGCUCUGAAAGCUGCUGGAUGGAAGAUCAAGAUGAUCGAACGGAUCAGAAGCCCGCAGGCCAAGAAAAAUGCCUACAAUGAGUGGAACUAUAGUAAGCUUCGAAUAUGGCAACUCACUGAGUAUGAUAAGAUCAUGUUCAUUGAUUCGGACCUGAUCGUGCUAGAGAAUCUCGACCGUUUCUUCACGAUGCCCCAGUUAUCCGCUGCAGGAAACAACGGUGUGUUAUUCAAUUCUGGAAUCAUGCUGAUCGAACCGUCCAAUUGCAUUUUCGAGAUGCUGAUGAAUAAGAGGGACCAACUUGUGUCAUACAACGGUGGUGAUCAAGGGUACCUAAAUCAAGUGUUCAUAUGGUGGCAUCGAUUGCCAGGGAGAUUAAAUCGUCUUAAGGUUUUUAAGCGGACCCACAAUAGGAACGGUCGUGAUUUGCCCAAUGCCUAUGCAAUUCAUUACUUGGGUUUUAAGCCGUGGUUGUGCUACAGGGACUAUGAUUGUAAUUGGGAUAAGAAGGACCAUCAGAUCUUCGCCAGUGAUUUGGCCCACCAGAUAUGGUGGCAGGUUUAUGACUCCAUGCCAACGCGGUUGCACCGAUUCUGUGCGCUCUCGCGGGGCAUGGAUAGGUGGCUGAAGAGGAUGAGAGAGAGGGCCCACAUUGCUAAUUUGGACGGUGGGCAUUGGAAGAUCAAGGUGAAUGAUCCAAGACAACUUCAUUGAUCAUGUAAUCUGAAAGCAUAUGUGUGGAACCAUGAAAUUAGACGGUCUGGAUCAGCAUUGAAGGUGUGCAUGGUGGACAGUGAUGUAGUGAUUCUGACCGUCUAUCUGUUGUACCCGACCAGGGACGUGUUAGCCCUCAAAAUCUGACAGACUAGAAAAUCCAUAUCGUUUGAUCUUUGGCCUAUUUUUUUUUUUAAUUUUUUUUUUAUUAUUUAUUGUCCUUUUUAGGCCUCAGAUUGAAGGGUGAGGAUCUUUUGAACGUUGAGGAUUUUGGGUGUACCUUAUGGAAGCAUGAUUGUUUGUUUGUGUAUCAAUUGGAACCGUUCAUCC
This is a messenger RNA of Magnolia sinica, 1973 nucleotides long. Its product is annotated as UDP-glucuronate:xylan alpha-glucuronosyltransferase 2-like. The record is from RefSeq and is a predicted model, not a curated record. Gene Ontology annotation, molecular function: glycosyltransferase activity. Gene Ontology annotation, biological process: xylan biosynthetic process. NCBI's taxonomy places the organism in Eukaryota, Viridiplantae, Streptophyta, Magnoliopsida, Magnoliales, Magnoliaceae. The coding region runs from base 12 to 1643 and encodes 543 amino acids. The transcript is spliced from 2 exons.